AAUGGUCAUAUCAACUGGUCCGACCCCGAAACUCCCAUACCAUCCAAUCUACUUGACGAUGUGCUAUUAGACAUACUGGAAACAACCGGCCCCACCCAACUUUGCAAUUCUCCGUCCUAUACCUCUCGGAACGGGACCACAAUUUUCCUUGACCUUGCCCUCACCAACAACCCCACCUUAUCCCACCGCUGCACGGUCAUCCCUAGUCUCCCAGGCUCCGAUCAUCAGGCCCUCCUCACCAACAUCCACUGCACAGCUCCCAAGCAAGGCCACCAAGCCAGGAACUUUCUGCAGUUCGCAAAAACAGAUUUCCCUCAUCUCAACCAACUCAUCCAUCUCGCUCCUUGGUCCAUAGUGUUUGAUCACCAGUUGGCUGAUGAUGCCUACAACCUAUGGCUCGACAUGAUGUCAGCUAUUCAGCGCGAAUGUGCUCCCGUCAGGGUCAAUCGGAAGCGUGGCAACCUUCCGUGGAUGACAAAGGAGAUUGUGACCCUUGUAAGAUGCAAAAACCGUCUAUUCAACAAAGCGCGGAAAAAUCAAAACCCUACUCAUCUCAGUCAAGCCAGCCAAGCCCGCAAGGAAGUUGUAGUAAAGUACUACCGAAUCGCCGGUGUGGCGAUAUGUUCUACUAAGAACUGA
Messenger RNA from Ixodes scapularis (black-legged tick), 639 nucleotides. RefSeq lists its product as uncharacterized. The transcript has a single exon. The annotation marks the transcript as partial. The record is from RefSeq and is a predicted model, not a curated record. NCBI's taxonomy places the organism in Eukaryota, Metazoa, Arthropoda, Arachnida, Ixodida, Ixodidae.